Molecule: messenger RNA, 1077 nt
Organism: Sabethes cyaneus
Lineage: Eukaryota; Metazoa; Arthropoda; Insecta; Diptera; Culicidae
Exons: 4
Coding region: 382-1077 (231 amino acids)
Source: RefSeq, a predicted model, not a curated record
UCUCUGGGAAAAAAACUUAUUUUAGAAAACCAUGCCGCAACAGUGUGUCAUAGAAUAUUGCCGGAAUAUUAGAGUGGCUGGAGGGGAUCGUUUUUUUUUCGUUUUCCUGCUGUACGGAGUACCAGUUCAUCGAAGCGAAAACGUUUGUUAACGCAGCGACGAAACCGGUGGAAAGUUGCGUGCGGAGUUGCGACAGUGGCCGCGUCUAUGCGUGUUUGUAGCCGGCAUUUCGUGGGAGGCAAGCCAGCUGAUCCAGAUGAUUAUAGAAAUGUUGACUGGACACCGUCUGUUCUACUGUCUGAACCAUCUGUGCUUACUCCAACUGACUGACCAACUGUGCUGACUUCAACAAAAUUCUCUCCGAGGCAGAACAAUGGACAUAUGGUCGAUACAAAUCCUGAGAUCAAGACGGACCCUACCCCAAGCCCAACUGCAUAUUGCGUAAUCCGGUCGUCUGAUUUUGAUUCGAAUGUGAACAUGUUGGAGUUAAGUUCGCAGCUGUUUAACAGUGAUGAAAUCCACCAUCCCGAUAUUUCAUGUUUGGAUUCAGAUACGGUGACCGCUGUUAGAACGAGUUCUGCAGCCACACAAGCAAUCGAUAAAGCAGAUGAUAGAACUAUUGAUUUGAUACCGUGUUUUCUACAACCUGAGCAAUCUGUGCUUAUCUCAGCUAAAUGUAGCGUGACCCCACCAGCGUAUCAUGGAGGCGACGAUCCAAACAUAUUUGAUGCCAUUGUAUUCACUCCAGAUUCAAGUUGGCAGCCGUUUAACGGUGAUUUGCAGUUGGACCAUCUUGAUAUUUCUUGUUUGGAAUCGGAAACGGUGACCGCUAGUGAAGCGAACUCUGCAGCCAAGCAAAAUAUUGUGCGGUGCGUAUCCAUAUCGGAACCAAGUCGCUUAGAACUUUGUGCUAAACGGAAUUUAGCGAACAAUAUCUUAACCUUUCGUUACUCUCCCCAACUUCGGUGCAAAGGCAUGCUACAACAGCAAAUUUCACUUGAAUUUUUACCUGGUGAAAUAAUUAUGAAACUUUGUCCUCCGAUUAAAAGAUCUUGCGUUACUGAACAACUUUGCUAA